CGUCAGUCAGUGUUUGUGUGUGUCGGAGCUCGCGUCAUGUGGAUUUAUGAUUGCCGGUAUGCGUUUGAAAGGAGGCAGCGGUGGCGCAGAUGGGACUUUGGCUGCAGUUGCCUCCAGGCCACCUAGUAACAUAAGUGCGCAAUGGGCCGAAAAAUACUUGCACAAAGUGGAAGACGUCAACAACUGCAAUCUGACAGGAACAGCAGCUCCUCCUCCUCCUCUAGAUGCCUCCUCCUCAUCCGUCUCAUCCUCUCUCACUCACACAACGUGCACCUUAUGCACGGCAGAUGACCUCAAUUGCAACAAACAGUAUCAAGGUUUCGAUCAGAUUUGCAGUUCAAGCGAGUCAUCUCCUGGUGAAGAAGUGAGUGUGAGCCUCACAAGCGACACGUCACAAUCAUCAGACUCCGAAGAAGUGACUGCCCCGCCCCCCGUCUUGAAGCGCGGAAUUAUCAACCCCAACUACCCCGGAUUCCAACACUUGGCCGAUCAGUUCCUCAACAGUUGCGAUGUCGAAGAAAUUGCCUGCGUAGUGAACAAAAACAAACUGAAAAACAUCAACAACAACAACCUAGUUUGUAACAAUAAUGUGAAUGACAACAAUAACAACUCUAGUGAAACGGUUAGAAGUAAUAAUGGCACAGCUGAAAAUCUCAUCUACUGUGGUGACAGUGUAAAUCAGCUGAGUAGUGACAGUUAUAAGAAGUUCUACGAUAACCCUAAAUUUGAUAUCCCUGUGGAAAGUAUUGCUUGUGACAUAAGAAACAUCAGUUUGAAGACUGAUUCUCCUAAGAAAAGUUUGGGGGAAGAUUUGAAAACCGGAAGUAAAUUCACAACCGGAAGUGAAUCAAAAACCGGAAGUGACUUCAAAACCGGAAGUGAUUUUAAAACCGGAAGUGACAUCAAAACCGGAAGUGAAUCCAAAACCGGAAGUAAAUUGAAAUCUGGAAGUGAAUUAAAAUCCGUGAGUGAUUUCAAAACCAGAAGUGAAUUGCUGGCGGAAGUGUACAGUGCUUACGAAAAGUGUCAAAGGAACUCGUCUAAAAUGGCAGCCAAUAUUGUAGCUAUUGACCUUCUGAAGGACACAAACAAGAUGGCGGAUGCCUUUCUGUCAGGAGUGAAGGAUGAGAUAAAACCGACCGUGAUGUGCAAGGACACCAAUAAGGCCGUUGAAGACAUCCUGGAUAAGUUGAAUAAAGAUGAGAAAGGCAAACCGCCAGUUGUGAAGAAGGAGAAAGAGGAUGAUGCAGUUGUGCCGAGGAAGAAGGAGAAGAUGGAGAUCAACUACAGUGUCAAGAAGAAUUGGUCCUCGACCUCCACCUCCACCUCUAGCUCCACCUACACCUCUACCUCGACCUCCUCAGCAGCGUGCCGAGUGAGAUCCGAGUCGACACGCUCUGCCUCCUCUCUCGCCAACCGGCGCAGUCUCCCUAUGAUGAGGGAUAAAAAGAAACACUCGCAGGAGUCCCUUGGCAGCUUCGAUGUCUACAACAUUGAGACUGCAAUGCCCUACAUCGAUCUGGAUGCCAUUGAAUCCCACCUGAAGGCUGCCAGAGAGGAAGAUUUGAGGCGCCGGAAUGAUCGUGAGGAAAUCAGAAGGAGGCUGGCAACGGGUUGUGACACAGACGAAUACUACGGCGGAGAUAGACCCGGCAAAAAGCCCAGCUUGCAAGCUCGUCUCCAAAGUGGCAUGAAUCUGCAGAUCUGCUUCAUGAACGACACAAUGUCGGACACUGAGUCGCCCGGCACCGAGACGCCUGAGUCUGCAAGCGUCACUCCGUCGCCCAUCAAAGCCAAAACUAAUCCUGAGCCACCGAGACCUACCAAUCUGCCCAACAAGUGUGUGAAGAGCAGUGUCGGCGCCAACCUGAGCCUGCCGCUGAGCAACGGGGGCGGCGGUGUUGGAGGUGGUGGCUUUCCGGCGGGGGCGGCGAUGACGGCAGUCGACCUGUUGGCGUACCAGACGCGACUGCAGACGGAGGCGCGCGUCGCCCUGGCGCAGGCCAAGGACAUGGCGCGCAUGCAGAUGGAGGUCGAGCGACAACAGCGACUAGCCAGUCCCAUCACCGAGAUGAUCCGGGUCAGCUUGAAGAAGGUUGGUGUGAAUUUCCCCGAGGAAAGGCGGAGACUGUCGCGUCAGAUAUUGACGGAUAUGAAUGUGGCCCAGUUGCAGGUCAUUGUCAACGACUUGCACACGCAGAUCGAAUAUUUGAAUGAAGGGUUGGUGAAGUUCCUGAUGGAGAGAGAUGACCUACAUAUGAGUCAAGAUUCCAUGUUGGUUGACAUUGAAGACUUGACACGAUACCUAGGAGCUAAAGAAAACACAUUGAAGGAAGACAUCAGCCAAAACAACAACGUUAUAGCCCCCAAUCCUAAAAUCAACAGGAUAGCCAACGGUGUGAAAAAGUGAAGUCUGAACUUCAGUUUGAAUCAAAAGACAAUAUUCGUUUCAAAAGAGUGAGAAAGUGUAAAUUUAGUGUAAUUGGAAAGUGUGUGGCUGCUCCGCUUGGGUAUCAAGCUUGUGCAUUUAUCCCUUGUGAUUUUGACACUUUUCUCAGUCU
Nilaparvata lugens (brown planthopper) is the source of this 2561-nucleotide messenger RNA. Its product is annotated as kinesin-related protein 8. Gene Ontology annotation, biological process: positive regulation of hippo signaling. Gene Ontology annotation, cellular component: cell junction; plasma membrane. The record is from RefSeq and is a predicted model, not a curated record. NCBI's taxonomy places the organism in Eukaryota, Metazoa, Arthropoda, Insecta, Hemiptera, Delphacidae.